Lymnaea stagnalis (great pond snail) is the source of this 7385-nucleotide messenger RNA. The record is from the annotation of a GenBank genome assembly. Lineage: Eukaryota; Metazoa; Mollusca; Gastropoda; Lymnaeidae.
CUGCAAUUAUGAUCAAAGACCAGCGGUAUUAGCAGACAGACUUAACGUUUCUCCUGUUUAGAGGCAACCAUUCUUAUACAGUUUAUUGUUAGUGAAAAAAACAACAAAUAACAACAACAACACAUUAAACUUUGUUUCUUCGUUCAGCUAAGCAGACAUAAAAUUUUGAUAUGCCCAGUGGGUUUAUUAAAACGUUCCAAACUUUGGCCGAUCUCAUUGUAUCAUAACGCGUUAUUCUGUGGCCGAGUUAAGUUGGUGAAUGGAAAACUCUCAUAACAUGUUGUCAUCGCUUCCUAGUGUUCUGAUACUGUUUUUUGCAGGUACGACAUCAUUUCAUGUUUAUAAGAUGUUCCACGAUACUGUGAUAUAUGUUUUUAUAGGUACGAUCACGUCAUCAGGAUUCAGAGAUUUAUUUUUAUAAUUGAGCUGCUAAAAUGCGCAUGAACAAUGUCUAAACUAAGGAUGGUGAAAACGAUUCGGAAAUUUUAAUUAGCAGCUUCUACACAAAGACGUCCUAGAAUAGAAGACACGACACAAGAUGCUAUAUGUGAAAUGAAGGCAAUAUAUUUUCGAGAUACUUCGAAAUAUGAAAUAAUAAGCUCUAUGAAAAUAUAAAUAACAUGCAUAGUUUAAUUAUAUUUAAUUUAGAAAGUAAGAUAUCAAGAUGUAUUUUGUUAAAAUCCCAAAUCAAAUAUACGAUUUUGAAAGAAAACCGUCCACAUUAAGAAUACUUUUUUUUUAGCAGAGAAGUUAUAAAAAAAUAAAAUUUUGAAUAUUUACAUGGCAAAGACCGUUCGUUGUCUUUUAAAACGGUUAAGUCUCAUAUUAAGUCUUUGUUUUAUAAAUUCACUAAACGCUCAUAACUACUUUUCUCGUCUCCAAAAUGUGUAAAAAAAAUUAAAAAAUGUAAAGUAAAGUAAAUUUUGUCAUUUUAUUUUCAGCCAUUUCGACAGCAGCUGUACCUGGCAGGACAUUCAAGAGGAACACGGACCCAUUGGUCGACAUCGUGCCGUUAUCUCCUGGCUGGACUGAGACGUCAUCUGUGUCAUGUGUUGCGAGAUGUGCACGAGAGUUUCUGACCUGCCGUAGCGCUCUGUUUAACAAGGUCACCAGACACUGUACGCCUGGUGAGUCGAUGUCAUUUUAACAAGGGCACCAGACACUGUACGCCUGGUGAGUCAAUGUCAUUUUAACAAGGGCACCAGACACUGUACGCCUGGUGAGUCGAUGUCAUUUUAACAAGGGCACCAGACACUGUACGCCUGGUGAGUCGAUGUCAUUUUAACAAGGGCACCAGACACUGUACGCCUGGUGAGUCGAUGUCAUUUUUACAAGGCACCAGAUACUGUACGCCUGGUGAGUCGAUGUCAUUUUAACAAGGGCACCAGACACUGUACGCCUGGUGAGUCGAUGUCAUUUUAACAAGGGCACCAGAUACUGUACGCCUGGUGAGUCGAUGUCAUUUUAACAAGGGCACCAGACACUGUACGCCUGGUGAGUCGAUGUCAUUUAACAAGGGCACCAGACACUGUAUGCCUGGUGAGUCGAUGCCAUUUUAACAAGGGCAACAGACACUGUACGCCUGGUGAGUCGAUGUCAUUUUUACAAGGCACCAGAUACUGUACGCCUAGUGAGUCGAUUUCAUUUUAACAAGGGCACCAGACACUGUACGCCUGGUGAGUCGAUGUUAUUUUAACAAGUUCACCAGACACUGUACGCCUGGUGAGUCGAUGUUAUUUUAACAAGUUCACCAGACACUGUACGCCUGGUGAGUCGAUGUUAUUUUAACAAGUUCACCAGACACUGUACGCCUGGUGAGUCGAUGUUAUUUUAACAAGUUCACCAGACACUGUACGCCUGGUGAGUCGAUGUUAUUUUAACAAGUUCACCAGACACUGUACGCCUGGUGAGUCGAUGUUAUUGUUGUUUUUUUUUAUUGGUAGAAUUCUGAAUGCCCAGUAAUUUGAUUGUCUUAAAUAUGUCAUCCGCUGAUUAUUUUUAACAGUGAAUAGCAAUUCGAUAGUCAUAAAAGUAUCAUUUUACUAAUUGGUUUAACGGUUAAUGUCUGUAAGGCUGAUUGGCAUGGGAAUGUCAUUGUCUCAUUUGUACCACAUUGGAAGCUUGAUUCAGCAGAAUCUACAGGAGAAUGACGUGUUCAACAUCUUUCCUGCGUUGGAUGACUUAAUGUGCAAUUAUGUAAUAACUCAAUCUUUGUUUGCUGCUUGCAUUUCAUUUGGAUAACAAUUUUAAAAAAAAAUCAAUUAUUACUUCUUUACUUAUUGAAAAUGUAUUCAUUGGAAAGGGCUAUUUUAAGAAACAGUUGACGAAGAGCUUCAGCUUAAAAAUAUAAAAUGGAGAACACACAUCUGCAAUAAAAAGUUGGUCCCAGUUCAUAUUUGUAUGUCAUAUUUGGGAGAGUUAGUAAUUUAAUCAACGUAAAAUAUGGAACUUUAAUAAGCAUCAAUACGCACACAACAUGGAACGAUAUAUACGGUGAUUUGUUGAUAAAACUUCAAACGCUCACAACAAUGUUAAAGUUAUAUAUAAGUUUCCAUUUAUUUAAAAAUAAAAUCACAUUAUUUAAAUUUGAUAAAUUAUUGUAGUAAUAACCUUUAUUGGUUCGUCGACAAAUUUUGGCAUCGUGGCAGGUAUCCAAGUAAUAACCUUUAUUGGUUCGUCGACCAGUUUUGGCAUCGUGGCAGGUAUCCAAGUAAUAACCUUUAUUGGUUCGUCGACCAAUUUUGGCAUCGUGGCAGGUAUCCAAAAAAAUUAUUUGAGUAUCAAAAAUGUGGAGAGACAGUAGAGACAUAAAAGUACUUAGGUGUCACCAUUAAUAAUGAGCUAACAUGGCAAGAGCACGGUUAAAAGCUGUGAAAUGAAUGCAACUUAAGACUUUUCUACCUUAAAAACUGUGCAAUUUCGGCGUAAACAAAGAAUUUAUUCUACAGUGAAACAAUUGGAAGAGUGCUUAAUUUCAGUAUUACCUGAAAGCUAGAAACGUAACACAAAAUAAACAUCCUUCACUUUAUGAACUAUUUGAAAAAAAAUGUUAUCUUAUAACUAGACACAUUUGUGAUGACUCAUCACAGAUACUUAGGAUCAGCCUAUUCGGGACGAAUUAUUUUCAUCAGGGCGAGAACUGAAAGAUAUAAAAAUUAGUUUGUCACAAAAUCUAUUUGAGAACAAAUCAACUCCCUGUUAUGACUAAGGUAGUUCACUGAAUGGCUGUUUUUUUUAAUCUAGAAAAAUAAUUUAAUGUAGAUGUCUGGUGUUUAAAUUGUUUUAGUGGGAAAAUAUGGACUUCAUUAAAAAUAAAAUAUGUAUUUAUGUAUGUGGUAAAAAUGUAUAUUUUCAAUGUACGUUGUAAAAAAAACAUGUCCAUAUGUUUUUGGAUCAAUAAAAGAAUCUCAUCUUAUCUUAUCUUAUCUUAUCUUUUCUUAUCUUAUCUAAUAAAGCCAUUAUGUUACCUCUCUACUCACCAGGUUCAUGGCUGCUUCCUUCACCGUCUGCACGAGAUUUGACCCAAGGAACACUUUACUCGACUGCAAUGAGCUGCAAUGGAAAAGCUGAGUCGUUUACCUACGCAGCUGAUAAUGGUGUUAUGUGUGCAUGGCUGUCGCCUCGUAGACUGAACUACAUUAGCGCACGGGAGGAUUGUAUAGGCAAGUUUGAUUUUUUGCUUUAGAGAAGUGCUUUUCUAAUUAGAUGGAGUACAAUAAGAAGCUUUUCGAGUGGAAGAUUUACGGGAAGCUUAAAAAAAACAAACAACAUACGAUACAUUAUUUUGUACUUAAAAGUGUUGUAAAAAAUGGAGUCGCCCCAUUACUGUACAUUUUAGAACUUACUAGUUGAUUACCCGUGUUUGAAGGGAUUACAACUUUUUAAGAAAUGCAUCCUCUUGUAGUUUUCCUUCAAGGAUUCAGCAAGAGCAGAAGAAGAAAUUGAAAGCAGAAACUGUUUUUCUUUUUAUGAUUGUCUUUUUAAAUUUGGAUCUCAGUUUGGGGGGGGGGGUUGAUGCUGAUACUGUAACCCUCAUCUCCAUGGGCGGACCAUACGAAGAUAACAGAGGAAAGCAUGGUAAGCACGAUGAGUUUCUCUAAUCCGCAUCAAAUAAAUGGAUUUUUGUGAAGAAAAAUGUCUGGAUGUUCGGACUCCUGCCCCAUUUACCAAAGCCACCUGGCUUGUUGUUGGGGCGUUAUAUCGAACCCUAUUUUACAAAAAAAUCCUUACACUCAAUGCAAUUAUCAUUUUUUAAUUAAUGAGACACAAUUUGUGCAAAAAAAAUAUGUUUAAGCUUUCAUAAUAGGCUUAGUGAAUAUUGAUUCCAUCUCUAUUUUUUUUUGUUUUUUUUAAUUUUUUUUUUAAAACAGCUUUUCCUAGAAUAUUAAAUCUCAAGUUACCUAGUAGGUUUUUUAAAUGAUGUCAUCAUUUGUGUCGUAAUUCUUAUUUUAAUACAUCUUGUUUUUAUGCUUAAUUGACAUUGAGUUUGAACCACGUUAAAAUUUCCCCAGUAACUUUAUUUUGACCAGUGACAGACUGUGAUAAUGAUAACGUGAUCUGCACGUCCACUCAGUAUAAAAUAAUAUAUAUAGCAAAUACACAUAUGCAAAAGAAAAAGACCCCAGAUUGCAAUAUAAACAUCGGUCAUCUACUUUUAGCAGAUCCUUUUUGCCGCCAGCUUAACUCGAUCACCCUAGGCACUGCGAUGCGAAUAGUUAUUGUAUUCAUUAUAUAUGCAGUAUGAUUGUUUUUAAUAUUAAAAUAUUGUAUUGUAUGAUUUCGAGACGAUAUUGUAUACUUUUGGGAGUUCAAGGUUAAACAGGUCUGCAAUAAAUUAGAAAACGUAGAUACAAUAAUUUAAAAUAGAUUUAUUGUAAAUUUAAGGCACACAGCAGCCACGAAGUCAUCGCACGUGUGAAAUUCUCCUAGUUUACUAAACAUAAUUUUAAAUUUUAUCACGCCUUCUUUUCCAUACGUUUUGUGAAGCAAAUUCAAGUACCGUCGGUGGGCCGGAUGAACUGCCGUCGGCGGGCCGGAUGACGUCGCGGUCCGUAGUUUGGUGUUCCCUGCUCUACAGAAUAAUAAGCGAAAUCAUGAAAGCAGGAAUAAUAUAUUAACAUUUUUAGUGUCCCUGUGUGAUAUUAUGCUUUUAUAUACUUAAAAGAAUAAUUCUGUUGCUUUCAUUCAAAACAAAUAGAUAAUUUUACGACACAAAAACCUCACAAAAUUCAAAGCAACAAAAAAUAUAUCAUUUAAUCUUGAACCAAAACACUUCACUGAAAGAUGCAAACAUUCUAAAUCAUACAACGAAAUAAAACACACGAACCAAAUCCUUAAUAAUAGCCAUGUUUUGGACAUUGGUCAUUUUUGGCCACAUGAAAGCUGAUUUUUAAAAAGAAAACAAGUCAUUGCACGCAUAGCAUUUACAAGGAAUUACUAUGGAAAAAAUCAACUUCAUAAGGGGUCUGGUUGUUCUUGAGAUCUCGUGAUCUUUCAGUGGGUCAUUUAGCGUCAUUUGGGUAUAUAUAUAUACAUAUAUAUAUAUACAGAGAGAGCGAGAGAGAGAGAGAGAGAGAGAGAGAGAGAGAGAGAGAGAGAGAGAGAGAGAGAGAGACUCUCUCUCUCUCUCUCUCUCUCUCUCUCUCUCUCUCUCUCUCUCUCUCUGAGAGAGAGAGAGAGAGAGAGAGAGAGAAAGAGAGAGACAAAAUAAGAAAUGUCGUUAACGGAAUAAGGGGUCGGUUUAAGAUUUUUUUCAAAAGUUACUUAUUACCAGGUGAACGUUUUCUUGUGUUUUACUUUGAAUGAAGGUAGCAACAAAAUUCACACGUCAUUUAUUGAGGACAAAUAAAACUUUAGUUUUAUUAGGCACAGUUUUGUAUGUGGGAAUCUGUUCGCGCAUUUGUUUAGCACACCUUUAUAAAAUUGACGCCUCUUCUUUCACUAAAGUAAAACGUAUCUAAUUGUGUAUCGCACACAAACAUGUGUUUGCUUUGAGAAGUGGUCAAUUUUGAAAAUUACCUUUGGGUUUACCAGCGAACCAGGCCCGAUUGUAUACGAUCCGGACUGACGAGAAGCUGGAACUGUUGCUGAGGCACUACCCCCCUGACAGAGAUCAAUACCAUCAAGACAAAGAUCGCUACUGGAUCGGACUCGAUGAUCUGGAAAAUGAAGGACUGUUUAUAUGGGCUGACGGAACAGCUCUAGCAGAUGAAUGGAAAGCUCGCGUGUUUCAUCCAGGUAAUAAGGACACACAUAUGUUGUUUGUUUUUUUUUUACCUUUAAACCAAAGCCAGAAUUCAAGGUAGUAUUUUUUUGGGACGUAAGCCACAUGAUUGCCAAAAUGAGAUUGGAUUAACGCGAUGUUUAAAAUCAUAUUUCGGAAACUAUUGUCCGUUCUCUUUUCAUGAGUUAGGAAUGCUAAAUUUUGCUGUUGAUAUCUUUGGUCUAAAACCUUAAAUUCCUUUGUUUGGAAACACUAGAAUCAGACACCUUACUUUCAAUACUUACUUUUGUAACCCAAUUCACAUUGGCUGAGUGAAUUAAUCACUCAUUAGAGACUGGUGCCCACCAUAUAACAGAUAAUAGAAUCUAGAUUAUACUCUAGAUUUUUCUAUAUUAUCAAAAUAACAUAUUGUAAAAUAGAUUCAAGAUCAGCUAUAUUGUUCAUACUAAAUUACAUUGUUUUCGAUCUAUUCUUUUUUUUCGAUAUCCUUUAUUAAUGUAUAUUCUGUUGUGUAUUUCUCGAUCUAGAAAAAUUUGCUUUUUUCACUUUGCACUGAAAAUACCUUUCAAUUAUAGAUCAAUGAAAUGAAAUAUAAAAUCAAAAAUAUUCUUUGAAGUACAGAUUCCCAUUCAUUUUGAGUAAAGACUUCAUUUUGUAGAAGGAAAGUUGGCCCGACAGCCCAUUUUGUAGAAGGAAAGUGGCCCGACAGCCCAUUUUAUAGAAGCAAUUUAAAACGUGGGCCCAUCUGGUAGCAUCUGUAAUUACAGAAUGAAUACAACGUAUCGAAUUUUUAAAUGCAAUUUAUAAAAAAUUCAAAUUUUAUGCAUACCCCAUUUAAAAAUUAAAAUUAUUCAAACAACUUUUUAGUGUAUGCUUACUGUUUCAAUAUGCGAUCCAACAGAAAUGAUGGCUCUAGCAUCUAUAAUUAACGGCCGUAAUGUUUUUAUUUCAACCACGUUUCAGGCCAGCCUGAUGACCAUUUAGGCGUCGAGGACUGUGUGAUUUACAAUGCCAGCUUCGGACCACUCAAUGACAUCCCUUGCAAUGACUCCUGGCAGUACAUUUGCGAAACGGAAACUUCUGCCUAGGGGCUGCCGUGAAGACUUGAGAAUCACGAGCAAAUGGCUAACAGCCCGUGUGGAGAAAUUUAAAUUAUGUGUAC